Molecule: messenger RNA, 675 nt
Organism: Medioppia subpectinata
Lineage: Eukaryota; Metazoa; Arthropoda; Arachnida; Sarcoptiformes; Oppiidae
Source: the annotation of a GenBank genome assembly
AUGAGAUUAUAUGCGGACUUAAGUUGGCUUAAGUGGUGCUUUAGUGUCCCUAUAUUUCACAUCUGGGCCCUCACAUGGCUUAACAUGCAAUUCAGUGCAAUUCUCGUACUCUAUCCGGCCAUCAGAGUAUGGCUUUGGGUCAAAAACCAUAACUUUCUCGGUUCACGAGUGCAGAAUAUAGCCCUAACACUGAUAUCGAUCGCUUACCAAUCAUUUCUAUUCGCAUAUAUUUAUAAGUUCGUUAAUUACACGGAAAUAUCACCGGUUUGUCGGUUUGCGAUACUCAUGGAACAGUUCGUUAAUUACACGGAAAUAUCACCGGUUUGUCGGUUUGCGAUACUCAUGGAACAGGAUAGUAAUACUGUGUGCGAAAAACCAGUCCGAAUGUCAAUGAAAUCGCAUUCAUUUAUAGAGGAAAACAGAUACCGAAAUGUCGAAGUGUCCAAAGAUAAGACGAGACGAGAUGCGCCCACAAUAUCACAAUUCAUGUAUUUUCUAAUCGCACCGACACUACUCUAUAGAGACAAUUAUGUUAGAACGAACAAGGUGCGAUGGAAACUAGUGGUCUGGUAUUUCCUUCAGGUGCUAUUCAUCAUGUUCUGCAUGUUUGCCAUCAGUUGGCGAUUCGUUGAGCACAACUUCAAGUGGACGGGCGUUAAGCCGUUCACAAUCCGA